AUGGUGCUGUCCGCAUUUCUGUGCCCCUUCUCUCAGCUGAUGACCCUGGUUCAGCUCUCUAGUGGCCUUUCAGUGAGGUCAAAGUUCUAUGUUUGGGAACCACCAAAUACCAAGCCUGACUGGUUGAAAGUUAGACUGACCUUGGGCUGGUCAGUCUUCCUGUGGGUCUGUCUCAUCAAUCAGCAUAAUGAAAAUGGUUUUGAACAUAAAAGAAGAAAUGGAUUGGCAUAA
This is a messenger RNA of Chrysochloris asiatica (Cape golden mole), 231 nucleotides long. RefSeq names its product NADH dehydrogenase [ubiquinone] 1 subunit C1, mitochondrial-like. The transcript has a single exon. The record is from RefSeq and is a predicted model, not a curated record. Gene Ontology annotation, cellular component: mitochondrion. The coding region runs from base 1 to 231 and encodes 76 amino acids. NCBI's taxonomy places the organism in Eukaryota, Metazoa, Chordata, Mammalia, Afrosoricida, Chrysochloridae.